AUGAUGAAGCGUGCAAAACACAACGAAUCUAGCAAAACGCCGCCACACCUCCCGGCGGACGUCCACCGCGAAAUACUCCUCCGGCUGCCGGCGAGGUCCCUGGUCCGCCUCCGCGCCGUCUGCCGGUCUUGGCUCGCCGCCAUCGACGACCCGAGCUUCGCCAGGGUCUCCGCCGCCGCCCUCCGCCUCCCCGGAUUCCCCUCCCCGCCGCACCUACCCGCGGCCAAUUGCGACGGCCUGCUCCUCCUCGCCGAUAAAUUUUGGUCUAUCUGGAACCCCACCACCGGCGAGCGCCUCGAGCUCCCCCGCGGCGGUUACACCGCCGACGUCGCCGCGUCCGGUCUCGGCCUGAGAUCCAACUCGUGGCGGAUCCUCGGCAGCCCCCCGCCGCCGUCCUCCCGCCUGGAGGGCCCUGGCGUUUUCCUCAACGGAGCCCUUCACUGGAUCUCGCAGGGCCCCGGCGGGAUCUUCGCCUUCGAUCUCCUAACCGAUAGCUUCCGGCAGGUGGGGGAGCCUCCGGCCGGCAACCACCGCAGGGGAGCUCCGGCCGGCAAUUGGUACUUAGACGUGUUUGGUGGGUCUUUGGUCCUGAGUCGGUACAACAACAUAGACUACAGCUUUUCCUCGCAAUUUGAGGUGUGGGUGAUGAUGGAGUACGGAGUGAGUGAUUCUUGGGUGAGGCUUUUGUCCGCGAAGGACCGUAGAAACUUCGAGAUGCGGCUGCCGCCGGUGGUUUACGUGAAGGACGGCCGGAAAAUCCUGAAGCUGGUUCGUGGGGGGUUUUGUUUGUUCGACUUGAAGAGUGGUUGGUCGAGGAGUGUUGGUGUUGGUGGUCGGGAGAUUGGGUGUGAGGACAUGUCGGCGCAGGUUGUGCCAGGAAGCGUUUUCCGGCUGCACGAUAACUGCACAAUAUAA
This is a messenger RNA of Striga asiatica, 915 nucleotides long. The record is from the annotation of a GenBank genome assembly. NCBI's taxonomy places the organism in Eukaryota, Viridiplantae, Streptophyta, Magnoliopsida, Lamiales, Orobanchaceae.